Messenger RNA from Dama dama (fallow deer), 1398 nucleotides. RefSeq names its product pyrroline-5-carboxylate reductase 3 (gene PYCR3). The transcript has 6 exons. Gene Ontology annotation, molecular function: pyrroline-5-carboxylate reductase activity. Gene Ontology annotation, biological process: L-proline biosynthetic process. Lineage: Eukaryota; Metazoa; Chordata; Mammalia; Artiodactyla; Cervidae. The record is from RefSeq and is a predicted model, not a curated record. Bases 20 to 850 code for a protein of 276 amino acids.
GGCGCGGCGCGGCGGCGUGAUGGCGGCGGCGGCGGCGGAGUCCGGCGGGAGGCGAGUGGGCUUUGUGGGCGCGGGCCGCAUGGCGGAGGCCAUCGCGCAUGGCCUCAUCCAAGCAGGAAAAGUGGAACCUGAGCACGUGCUGGCCAGCGCACCCUCCGACAGGAACCUCUGCCGUUUCCAGGCCAUGGGCUGCCAGACCACCCACUCCAACCCGGAGGUGCUGCACAGCUGCCCCCUCGUCUUCUUCGCCACCAAGCCCCACAUCCUGCCCACCGUGCUGGUGGAGGUGGCUCCUGCCGUCACUGCGGAGCACAUCUUGGUGUCCGUGGCUGCUGGGGUGUCCCUGAGCACCCUGGAGGAGCUGCUGCCCCCGAAGGCUCGGGUGCUCAGGGUCUCACCCAACCUGCCCUGCAUCGUCCAGGAGGGUGCCAUGGUGAUGGCACGGGGCCGCCAUGCUGGGACCUACGAGGCCCAGCUCCUGCGGUCCCUGCUGGAGGCCUGCGGGCAGUGCGAGGAGGUGCCCGAGGCCCAGGUGGACAUCCACACCGGCCUCAGCGGCAGCGGCGUAGCCUUUGUGUGUGCCUUCUCUGAGGCCUUGGCUGAAGGUGCUGUCAAAAUGGGCAUGCCCAGUGGCCUGGCCCACCGCAUCGCUGUCCAGACCCUGCUGGGGACAGCCAAGGUGCUUCUGCAGAAGGGGCAACACCCGGCUCAGCUGCGGACUGACGUGUGCACGCCAGGCGGCACCACCAUCUACGGGCUCCAUGCGCUGGAGCAGGGUGGGCUGCGGGCCGCAGCCAUGAGCGCCGUGGAGGCCGCCACCUGCCGGGCCAGGGAGCUCAGCAGGAAGUAGGUGCGGGCCACACCUCUACCCUGUGGUGGCUCGGGUCCCCUCUGUCCUGCAGGGAGGAGGGGCCCUGGCCCGCAGGGAACACAGCAGGGUGUGGCCCCUCCCUGGAUCCUAAGCUCCUGGCAAGGGCAGGGAGAGCUGGCCCUGAUGACCCUUCCCUGGGUCAGGAGCCCCGGAGGGUCCUGUGGCCUGGCCUCUGACUACCGGAUUUGGUUCUCAACAUGUCCGUGAAGGGACCAACAGGCCUGGAAAGCCAGAAACGUGGGACCUUUGUUGGGGGACUGCCCCAUCCCACGCAGGCCCAAGUGCUGGAGCCCCUUCCUGCCACCUGCCAGGCGUCUGUGAACAGGGCUGACGCACCCACUGGCCACCCCCACUCUGCUGCCCGGCCUCAAGCCCUCCCCGAGUUCCAGCCACCAGUGUCCUGCUGGCCCUCAGCCAGGGACUGCUUGUCUGACCCCGGCCCUUCUACUAGUUAGAGGCUGAGUCCAUUUCUUCACCUAUUUUUUUUUUUUUAACCUUUAAAAUGGAAAUAAAGAUGCUGUCCUAUA